GACUGAUACAGGGAGAACAUCUGUGCUAAUGCAUCUGAGAUUAGUGCUAGUGGACCCACAACGGAGUAUCGCAACAUGAUAAAUGACUCAUUUUAAAGCGUACAACGAAGCGGCCGGGAACCUAGCCUUGUAAAAAGAUAGGAAAGUUGACAAAAGUCUUCACUGUUCCACCCGUGGCGCAGUGCUUAUAUGCGACUAUUCUCUGCACAUCUCACCUGGUACGAACAGGAAGUACGAAACAUGUCGAAGGUGCCGCCAGCUCCAGUCGAGACUUCUCUCGACAUGAUCGGGAACACCCCUCUCCUCCGGUUGAGCCGUGUUGUACCAGAAGGACAUGCCAAAGUUUACAUCAAAAUGGAAAGCCUCAACCCCACAGGAUCUUACAAAGAUCGGAUGGCACGCUCCAUAAUAGAGGAAGCCGAGAUUCGGGGUGAUUUGAAGCCUGGUAUGACAGUGGUCGAGGCGACUGGAGGAAGUACAGGCUCGGCUCUGGCCUUUGUUUGCGCGGUGAAGGGCUACAAGUUCGACGCGGUAUGCUCUAAUUGCUUCGCGACAGAGAAGCUUCGCACCAUGACUGCUCUCGGUUCCGGGCUUGAGUUGAUUCAUAGUCCCAGCGGCAAGCUGACGCCCGAUUUGUUUCCGAAAAUCAAGCAGCGUGCGAAGGAUCUCGCGGCCCAGCCUGGGGUAUUUGCUGCAGAUCAGUUCGCUAACAGGGAUGCUUUUAUUGGUUAUGCAAAUCUCGGUCGGGAACUCGUCCAGCAACUACCAAGUGGCAUUGACAGUUUCUGUGCUUGCGUUGGUGGUGGCGGCAUGUUGAUGGGUGUCUCGAAAGUGCUAAAGCCAACAUAUCCACAUUGUCGGGUUGUCGUGCUGGAGCCUGCCUCUUCACCUUUCAUUACAGAAGGCCGGGCUGGAACACAUGGAGUUGAGGGCGUCGGUAACGCAUUCAAAUUACCAUUGCUCGACAACAACCUCUAUGAUGAGGCUAGGGCGGUGCCUGAAGAAGAAGGACGCGCGAUGUGCAGACGACUGGCUAAGGAGGAGGGUAUUCUCGUGGGAACCUCGACUGGAUUGAACGUGGUAGCCGCGAUUGCAUUGGCUAAAGAAUUGGGCGUCGGAAAAACGGUCGUGACUGUCGCAUGUGACACGGGUUUGAAGUACAUGAGCGGGCCAUUGUUUGCGGAGCAAUAAUGGAUGUUCUGUGACCUCUUACAAUGCUACAUGGAAUAAUAUUUUGCUACUUCAACAGAAUGACCAAGCUACCUGAGUACUGUCUCGGAAUCUUAAUGAUUGUUGCGCCUCAAAUUCCAGUAUCAGUGAAAAGAGAG
Messenger RNA from Truncatella angustata, 1328 nucleotides. RefSeq names its product tryptophan synthase beta subunit-like PLP-dependent enzyme. Gene Ontology annotation, cellular component: cytoplasm. Bases 190 to 1191 code for a protein of 333 amino acids. The record is from RefSeq and is a predicted model, not a curated record. Gene Ontology annotation, biological process: L-cysteine biosynthetic process. The transcript has a single exon. NCBI's taxonomy places the organism in Eukaryota, Fungi, Ascomycota, Sordariomycetes, Amphisphaeriales, Sporocadaceae.